AUGGCUGCCCUUUUUUCCCACAAGAGCCUUGUUGUGAACAACAAGGACAAUGAUGAGCUGGAGUUGGAACGGGAGCUCACCCGAAAAUUAGAGAACAAAGUCAUGCUCCUCUAUUUUGGCUCCGGUGAAAGUCCUCGAUGCCAAGAGUUUGCGCCCAUCCUGAAAGAUUUUUUUGUGAAACUCACCGACGAGUUUUAUAUGGAGCGAGCGUCUCAACUAGUUCUCGUCUAUGUGUCGCUGGACAAAACAGAGGAAAAGCAAGACAAGUUUCUGAAGAAAAUGCCGAAGCGAUGGCUGUUUUUACCUUUCCAGGAUGAGUUCAAAAAGGAGCUGGCAUUAAGAUUUUCAGUGACUCAUCCCCCUGUGGUGGUAGUUUUGAAACCAAAUGGUGAAGUCAUUGACCACAAUGCUGUGGAAGAAAUCAAACAGCUAGGCACAGCUUGCUUCAAGAACUGGCAAGAAGCAGCUGAUUUGGUGGACAGGAACUUCCUUUUAUCUGAAGACUUCGAGGAUGUGACCCUGAGAAGUAUCACUGAUCCCAUUCGGCGGUUCAAGUACAAACUGCCCAAGAACAAAAGGAAAAUGAGAAGUAGAGAUGGUGAUAAGGGUGAAGUCUCCUGAUGAGAUGUUUCUUCUUGGAACUUCAGGAACUCUUGAUUAAAGGAGAACCUUCCCACUUUCUUUCAGUCACCCAUUGGCCAUGCUCAACUUCCAAAUAACUCUUUCUCCUAAGUGCCAACAUCCUUUCUUAAGGACCCAAUGAAGCCAGAAUUUUAAUUCUGUAGUACCAUCAGCCCGUAUAGCAAUGCUAUAUUUGGAUCAAUGAAAAUCUAACUGUUGUUUUUAGAGACUUAUUGUAUAUUUUAUUUUAUCUGAAAAUAGAAACUGUCCAGACAGGGUUAGGCAGAAUUUGGAUUGAAGGAGUAACAAUAGAAUAGUAUUGUUUGUUAACAAGCAGAAGUAAAAAAAGAAAAGUAGAUAAUGUUAGUUUUGUGACCUUUGGAAUAAUGAGCAAGAAUUGUUAUUUCAAGGAAAUUUAAUAAAUUUAAUAAACACAAGCAAUAGAACAUAAUGAUA
Messenger RNA from Protobothrops mucrosquamatus (brown spotted pit viper), 1077 nucleotides. RefSeq names its product nucleoredoxin like 1 (gene NXNL1). Gene Ontology annotation, biological process: photoreceptor cell maintenance. The transcript is spliced from 3 exons. NCBI's taxonomy places the organism in Eukaryota, Metazoa, Chordata, Lepidosauria, Squamata, Viperidae. Gene Ontology annotation, cellular component: mitochondrion. Bases 1 to 621 code for a protein of 206 amino acids. The record is from RefSeq and is a predicted model, not a curated record.